This is a messenger RNA of Moesziomyces antarcticus, 4521 nucleotides long. RefSeq names its product sterol 3-beta-glucosyltransferase. The record is from RefSeq and is a predicted model, not a curated record. Gene Ontology annotation, biological process: carbohydrate metabolic process. Bases 1 to 4521 code for a protein of 1506 amino acids. Lineage: Eukaryota; Fungi; Basidiomycota; Ustilaginomycetes; Ustilaginales; Ustilaginaceae. Gene Ontology annotation, molecular function: hexosyltransferase activity; UDP-glycosyltransferase activity. The transcript has a single exon.
AUGGUGGCCAUCCGCCCCCUCUUCGGCUCUCGCGCCAGCGUAGAAAACGUAAAGGACAGCUUCGGCACCACCGUCGAACUCGUCAAGUCGAGCGAGAGCCAGCACGGCACACCUUCUACCUCGGACCCACCACACCUAGACGCUCGGCAUUCAGACGAGAAGCCCGCGCCUCCCGUCGCCAACGCACUCGAACACGGUCAAAAGCAGUCCCUUGCUGGCUUCUUAAACGGCGCCGCCCUCGUCUCGGCAAAAGACGACCAUUCCAAGCCCGAGGACCACCAUCAUGAUCACGAUCUCAGCUACGACUCCGAGCCGAGCGCCCCUGCCACCUCCAACGACGACGAUGCAGUCGCCUGGAAACACUCCGCCCAACAGGCCGAAUCCUCCGACCAGCACGAAUCCGCACGCGCACGCUCCAGGUUCGGCCGCAGCCUCAAGCGUCUAGACGCCAAGGUCCGCACCACCUUCCACAACAAUGCCCCUCCCACCGCCGCCGACGUGCGCAGCCCCUACUCGAUCGGCAACGACGACCAUCUCGCCACCCACAACAAUCGUGGCGCCGCAGACCUCCUCAACGACGCCAGUCUAGAGACCUUGCAGCAUCUCUCCGACGACGACGACGACUCAGAUGAGGAUGCAGACGUAGAAGACGACGACGACCACGCCGCUCCACACGCCGCUCAAUCUGGAUCCCACCCGGACCCUGUCAAGCUCGACAACAAUCGACAGGCCCUCGACCGCAUAGAGAACAACGCAGAGCAGCUUCGCACCGGAUCCAUGAAGGAUGCUCAAGUCGGCGACAUCGUCCGCAUCGAAGCUCCCGUGCGCUUCUCCGACGAAGAAAAGCUAAAGGCGAUCAUCGACGAGUUUGGCGAAUGCCCCUCCCUUUCCCACCCUAACGAGCCAGAGAAGCUCAUCGCAGACAUCACCGGCGUCCUCGUCAAGACCGUACUGAUCAAGGGCAACAUCUUCCUCACCAGCCGUCGCAUCUGCUUCCUCGCCUACAUCCCCACCACCAAAGCCGAACAGCCCGACCCUUUCGCCGCUGCAGCUGAUCAGGUCGACCACGCUGCCGGCGCCGACCGCGCACGCCUCAAUGCUCCAAUCGACCCCAACGUUCGCAACCCCAUCCUCAAGUCCGGCCCCGCCAUCAUUCACCGGCCGGGCAAGUUGCGUCCCAAGCGAAAAGUCUGGAUCGAGCUCCGCAGGCACUCCUUCAACGCCUACAGGGCCAGCAACAAGCUCUACAAGCCCCUCAUGUCCGCCCGCCUCUCCAACCUCUUGGCCGUGCUGCCCAUCGACUGGUCCGAACCCCACGUCAUCCGCUUCGUCGAGGGUCAAAAGUACAGCGCCAUCGAGUUCAAGACCCAGGAGGCUGCGCUCGACUGGCGCAAGGAGCUCGAAGGCGCCGUCUUUCACUCGCGCAACACCGCCGACAGGGUUCGCAUCAGCAUCCCUCUCGAACGCAUCGUCGGCCUCGACACCGCCGACUUCCUCCAGGUCGCCAAAAUCGUCCACAUCGACGUGCUCGCCGGAUCCGUCGACGAGGCCAGCGCUGCCGCCGCCGUGCAGGAGCAUCGCGACCGCACCGCACGCCACCAGCUCGACCACAGCUGGUCCUCGGGCAACAUGUACAUCAACUGCCCCAAGAAUCCCGGAUUCAAGUGCCACAUCACCCAGAUCGCCCUGGCCUUCACCGUCAAGCGCCUGCCCUUCAUCGAUCUGCUCCAGGAAGCCCUCAAGUCUCGCAAAAAGAUGCAGGGCAACGUCGGAUUCGAACAGGUCCUUCGUCUCGUCCCCACUCCCUUGCUCGAUCUCGAAUCCGAUCCCGAUGCGGACGACAACACGAGCGACGCCAACGAGUCCUCCGAAUCCCAGAAACGCUCGCUCGCCGAAAAAUUCUGCCACUCGUUUGGCCUGCCCUCGCGUCCCGACGAGCUCAAGCUGGUCAAGGCGCAGCUCGUCCGCACGCUUCUCACACACGGCACGCUCGCCAUCGGCCUCGAGUAUCUGCUCUUUUGGCGUAGAGCCGUCGGCCGCGACCUCAAAGUCAAGGUGCCCCUCAACGACAUUCAGGGCGUCGACACGUACCAUUCGAUCCUCUGGCACCACUACGGACUCGUCAUCCACAUCACCGCUCACUCGGACAUGUUUUUCGAUUUCCAUACAAAGGACAACCGCGACAUGGUGCUUGCCACCCUUAAGCGCGUCAUCGAGGCCAAGGAAAAGCAUAAGAGGGACGCAGAUUCGCAGAGCAUCGCUCGCUCCAUCACCGCGGCCACCGACGACAGCCACGCCACCAAGGUCGAUCCCACCUCGCCUACCGCAUCCAUCGGUCCCGAGGCCGCCAAGACGGACGCCAAGGCAGCGCUUUUCCAUGCUUCCGAGACCGAGGUGCCCGUGUUUGAGCCCGACAUGCUCGCCUACCUGCCCAAGAUGGUCAAUGUCGACAGCAAGCUCAUCCGCAACUCGCUCCGCAUCUCGCCCAUGCGCAUCUACUGUCUCACCAUCGGCUCGCGAGGUGACGUGCAGCCGUACAUUGCGCUGUGCAAGGCGCUCAAGCAGCACGGUCACACGCCCGUCAUCGUGUCGCAUCCCGAGUAUCGUGGCUGGGUCGAGGGGCAUGGCAUCGAGUACCGCGGUGUGGGUGGCGACCCUGCUGCGCUGAUGAAGCUCAGCGUAGAGCACCGCAUCUUCUCGCCCGCCUUCUUCCGCGAGAGCAUCGGCAAGUUCCGCGUGUGGCUCGACGAGCUGCUGCGAGAGUGCUGGGAGGAGUGCCAGGGCGCCGACCUGCUCAUCGAGAGUCCGCCGACCAUGGCGGGCAUCCACGUGGCCGAGGGUCUGGGCAUCCCCUACUUCCGCGCGUUCACCAUGCCGUGGACCAAGACGUCGGCGUAUCCGCAGGCGUUUAGCGUGCCGGCCAUCGAGAUGGGCCCUUCGUAUAACUCGUCGUCGUAUGCGCUGUUCGACCAGAUCCUGUGGGUGGCCACGAGCGGCCAGAUCAACCGCUGGCGCAAGCACAUGGUGGGCAUCGGCCCCACGGACUGGUCCAAGCUCGACACGGAUGCGGUGCCGUUCAUCUACAACUUUUCGCCCGCGGUGGUGCCGAUGCCCAACGACUGGGGCGACCGCGUCAAGAUCUCGGGCUACUGGUUCCUGGACAAUCCGGACAACGACUGGAAGCCGCCGCCGGAGCUGGCGGAGUUUUUGGCGCGCGCCAAGAAGGACGGCAAGAAGAUCGCCUACAUUGGGUUUGGCUCCAUCACCAUCGAGAAUGCCGAGGAGGUGUCGGCGAACAUUAUGAAGGCGGUGCGGCAGGCGGACGUGCGUGCCAUCGUGGCCAAGGGCUGGAGUGGACGCGGAGGAUCCAAGAAGAAGAAGAAGCCCAACAAGCAUGCGCCGCAGGCACCGCAGCAGUACGACGAGAGCGCACAUGCGGACUCGGAGCACGAGCACGAGCACGAGAGCGAGGCCGAGAUCGAGAUUCCGGACGACGUGUUUGUGGUCGACUCGAUCCCGCACGACUGGCUCUUCCCGCAGAUCGACAUUGCCAUGCACCACGGCGGCGCCGGCACGACGGGUGCGUCGCUGCGCGCCGGAUUGGUGACGCUCAUCAAGCCGUUCUUUGGCGACCAGUUCUUCUGGGCCAACCGCGUGCAGAAGCUCGGUGCGGGCGCGCGCGUCAACGGGCUGGGCGUGAACGACUUUACGGAUGCGCUCAAGGCUGCAGCGUUGGACCGCGUCAUGGUGGAGAAGGCGCAGGGUGUGGGCGAAAAGAUUCGCACCGAGGACGGUGUUGCUACGGCGAUCGAGUUUCUGUACAAGAACAUUCCGCUUGCCAACCGGCGCACGCAGCGCAAGCUCGAGCGCGAGGCGACGCAUUCGACGUCGCCUGCGGGCACGCCUGGAUCGAGCGUGUUUGCCAAUCCGCUCGCACGCUUUUCGUCGCACGGUCGACAGUCGAGUGGCAGCAGUCGAUCCGAGCUACUGUCAUGUGGGCGCAAAGAGCCGCAUCGUGCAGCGACGUUGCCCACGUCGGCGGAAGAGUCGGAUGGAGCUGGUGCGGUUCCGCAUCGGGCCUCGACGAUCGUCGAAUCGCCUGCGCAGGAGUCGGAGGCAUCCACGCCGCCUGCCAAGUCGGGUACGUCGUCGGCGUCGAUCUUGCCGUCGCUGUCGUCGCUGCAGUCGCUACCGGCUUCGAUGGCGUCGACGCUCAAGGAGAUGGUGACGCUGCAGUCGAGUACGAGCGAUACCACGGCGGAUGGCGACGAGGCCGGGCAGGGGGGUGUGCCGACGAGGAGCCAGACUACGCCAGUGCGCACGCCCAGUGCCGACGAGAACGAGGAACAGCGACUGGCGCGCUUGAAGGGGUAUAAGAACGCCAAGGCCGAGGAUCAGAGACGACGCAAGCUGUUGCUCGAGCGUCUUGAGCGCGAGAAGCGCGCCAAGGAGCAGGGCGGCCACGCUCAGAACGCAAGCACCCAGUCAAAGGAAGCGUCGGAAGCGACCCAGGCGACUUAA